Molecule: messenger RNA, 645 nt
Organism: Peronospora belbahrii
Lineage: Eukaryota; Oomycota; Peronosporomycetes; Peronosporales; Peronosporaceae
Source: the annotation of a GenBank genome assembly
AUGGAUCCAGUAGCUGGUGUGCCUAAUUUCUUUGACAAGGACAAACUCUUUACAUAUCGACGGUGUGCCAUUUUUGAUAACAAAGCCGAAGACAUUUCCGGAGUGUUGGAAGGCUGUAUUGCUUUCAUUGACCAAGCCAAGUACUAUGGUCGGAUCCUUGUUCACUGCAAUAAAGGCAUAAGUCGCUCGUCGUCCAUGGUCAUAGCGUACCUUAUGAAGCUGCGUUCGAUGAGCUUUGAGCAAGCAUUGGCCUUUGUGAUAGAACGACGUUCGAUUGCCAAGCCCAAUGAGAGCUUUUGUUGCCAAUUGCAAGAGUAUGGACGUCGUCUUUAUCGAAGUACACCCAAGGAGAAAAGUGCACGAGCUGUUCGUGGGCCUGUUGGUCCUCAACUGCCUCCUAUUGAAGAAAGUAGUCAAAACUGGGCUGCUGCGAUAGGACCACAACUACCAUUACAUCUGAUGCGAGCUCAAGAAGAUGACAAAGUCGUGGAGAAUAUCAACGCUGCAAUGCUGGAGGACAAGGAGAAGAUAAGCAGUGGGCCGAACCUUCUUCCAAACCUAAAACGCGAACGAGUGCAGUUGACCGAAGUGAUUGGAGGCGACACGACAUCUACAAAGAAAAAGAAAAUGAAGUGCAGUGACUAG